AUGAUGAUCUACGAGAGCUCCCUCAACGAUACCGCCCUCCCCGGGCCCAGCUCGCCGCCGGGAAUGACGGCCUCGAAAUCCUCCAAAUCGUCGUCGCUCAGCUCGCUUCCCUCGGACGACGACAGCGUCAUUGGCGACGUCGCCCACUUCGAGGACAUUGGACUAGACGAUGCCCAGAUCGACCCACGAGAUGCGCCCAAGGCCGCCGCGAACCCCUACAACUCCUCCUUUUCCGACCCCCGAACCGUGACAAAACGACCCGCGUCGACGUCCACGCCCCGACUGCAAUACUCGCGCGAAUCGUCGAGGACUCGCCAAAAUCGUGAAUUCCCCCCCACGGCCAAGUCGCGACCGACUCUGCCGGUCUUGCAAAGCCAGAUUCGGACCACCAAUGGUCGCGUCGCGAGCCUCGGGCUCCUCCCCGAGCCCCACGCGAGCCCUCUUCCCUUCCGCACCCUCGGCCGCCAACCUUCUCAGUCAUCCCUCAGCAAGCGCCGCGCGCCGAGCCCGAGUCUUUCCCUCUCCCCGAGCAACCCGACCUCGAUGAGGCCGCGGCGGGGCAGCUGGCAGGCGAACCAGAACCGCAGGACAUCAUUGGAGCUGGAAUUAGAGUGUGAUGAGGACGACGGAGACGACAUCCCCGACGGCUUAGUGCUUGACAACGUACCCAUUUCUCCCAGACCACCAUCCGAGCGGUCCCACAGCCGGCCCCCGUCCAAGGCCCCAUCCCCGGAGCGACCGACUAAGGAGCGGGUGCGCAGUGUUGGGAAUGGAACACCAGCGAUUGCUGUGGCGCAGGGAUCGCUUCGGUCGCCCACCUGGAAGUCGGAAUCCGCGCUCUCGACAAUGAGCUCCGCUGCUUCGAGUCGCGUCUCCAGCCCGGUAAUGUCGAGGGCCAAGAGUUGGUCUGCCGCGUUGGCGGAUUUGAACGCCGAGGCCAAGUCCCUGACGGAAAAGUUGGAGGAACAUGCCGAGCACUUGGAGCACAAGAUGCAGCAGCGAUCAAGCACCGGUUCCAUGCCGAAGAGGAGGUCAUCCGAUCCGGAGGUUAAGCCGAGGGUGAAGUCAGCCAUGGCCGAGCUGCCCCCGCUACGCAGGUCAAAUAUCAUGAUCGACCCUCUGCCCAUUUCCAAAGAGAAGGAGGCCGUCCUCUCGCGCACUCGCCCGUCAUGGCUGCCCCCUAAGGACCCCGCCGAGGAGCGCCGCCACCUGAAGGAGUACCAGAAGAUGAUGGCCCAGAGUCUCGAAGCCGAGAAGCGACGCCAGGCUGCCAAACGCGCCCGCUCCGAGUGCCGCGAUGUGGCUGCCGAUAGCAUUAUGCAGAUCUGGGAGCACGACAUCCUCCCCCGCUGGAACGUCGCGAUUCGCGAGCGCAGGACCCGGGAUAUGUGGUGGCGGGGGAUCGCCCCGCGCAGUCGAGGCGCCGUCUGGUCCCGCGCCAUCGGGAACGAUCUUGGUCUCACCAACACGUCCUUCGAGGCGGCGCUCAGCCGUGCGCGUGAAGCCGAGAGGAAGGCCAAGUCGGGACACGGGAGCGUCGAGGACAUGCGCUCGGCGGCUUGGUUCGACGUCAUUAACAAGGACGUCCGGGAACGCACAUGGCCCGACUUGCGCAUCUUCCAGCCGGGAGGGCCCCUGCACCAGAGCCUGGUGGACGUCCUGCGCGCAUAUGCGAUGUACCGCAGUGACAUCGGAUAUGUGCCAGGCUGCAACACCAUCGCCGCCCUACUGCUCCUCAACCUCCCGACGCCAACUGACGCCUUCAUCGCGCUGGCCAACGUCCUCAACCGCCCCCUACCACUCAGCUUCUACGCGUCGGACGCCGGUGCCAAGAACUCAGCCUACAACCUGGUGCUGCACACGCUAUCCCAGAAAUCGCCCGCGCUGCACCAGCACCUCACCAAGCUCACCGCCGACCGCGACCCGGACGCGUACCUAGAGCCCGUCUUCGCGGGCCUCUUCACGCAGCACCUAGCGCUGGAUGAGGCCACGCGCAUGUGGGACGUGUACGUCUUCGAGGGUGACCCGCUGCUGGUGCGCGCGGGCGUCGCUCUGCUGCUGCAGCGCGAGAUGGCCCUGCUGGGCACGCGCUCGGUCGCCGACGUCCAGGCCGUGCUCGGCACCGCGGCGCCGGAUGCCUCCGCCGCCCUGGCCCCGAAGAGCCCGAGGGUGGUGGGCGGGAAUGGGGAUGACGAUCGCUGGAUGGCGGCGUUGAGGGAUGGCGGGGCAAAGCUUGAGACAUGGACAUUGAUAUGGGAGCGGGACACGGAUACGGACACCACAACGGGCGCCCUGCGUCCUAACCACCUAUGCGGCACCACAUCACGACAUACAUAG
Molecule: messenger RNA, 2337 nt
Organism: Chaetomium globosum CBS 148.51
Lineage: Eukaryota; Fungi; Ascomycota; Sordariomycetes; Sordariales; Chaetomiaceae
Exons: 2
Coding region: 1-2337 (778 amino acids)
Biological process (GO): activation of GTPase activity
Molecular function (GO): GTPase activator activity
Source: RefSeq, a predicted model, not a curated record